UUUUUUUUUUUACACGUAUUCUCUUUUUUAUUGUUUUCCUUUUUUACAAAAAAGGGAAGCUUCAUUUUUUUUUUUCAUAUCCAUAUAUUUGAAAAUGUCUAAUACAGAAUCUACUCUACUUCCUGAAUCUAUUGGGAAACGCGUAGAUCCAGUUUAUAGUAAAGUUUUACAUGCGAGAUUAAACGAACUAUUGCAUAGUCCCUCUGAUAGUUUUCCAGGAACUCAACCUGUUAGCUUUGAAUCAAAACAUCUAAUUGAUAUUGAACGUGAAGAUUAUUUUGUUUGUGAAAAGUCAGAUGGUGUACGUUAUUUGUUAUUUUUUCUACAUUCACCAAAAGGACCUGCUUCAUUUCUAGUAAGCCAAAGACGAAGAUGCAAUGUGUGUAUAAUGUACUUAUAAUUACACAGUUUGGUAGAGAUAAGUAUUGGUAUUAUGUUCCUAAUUUAUUGUUUCCUGUAAGAGGUAGAGAAAAUGAAUAUUUAAAAGAUACUUUAAUGGAUGGCGAACUAGUGUUAGAUAUUGACGUAAAUAAGAAAACUUGGAGAUACCUUAUAUUUGAUUUAAUGGUGAUUAAUGGUUCACCUGUCAUUCAAAGAUCAUUCAAUACGAGACUUGGUAUGCUACAACAAGAUGUUAUUCAGCCAUUUGAAUCAAGAAUGAAAUCAGUAUUAGAUCCAACCAAGACACCUCCCUUUACUGUUGAGCUUAAGAAAAUGGAAAGGUCUUAUGGAUUACAUGUUGUAUUCGAUCAAAUACCGAAACUAAAGCAUAAAUCGGAUGGUAUCAUUUGGACACCUGUUAAAUAUCCAUACACGCCUGGCACCUGUGAAAAACUAUUAAAAUGGAAACCACCAGAAUUAAAUACAGUCGAUUUUAGAAUAGCAGCUAGAUGGAGUAAAGAACAUAAGCCGAUUUAUACAAUUGAAGUUUUAUCGAAUGGAGUGACAUAUAAAUUUUAUGAUUAUUUCCAACCAGAGCCUUCAUUAGCUGCAGAAUGGAGAAAUCAUUUACCAGAUGGACGUAUAGCUGAAUUUAGAUAUGAUCCUGAGUGUGAAAUAACGAUUGUUGAACCAGGAUAUGCGCCUACUAUAAGAAAAGGCGGCUGGAGAUUUGUAAGAUUUAGAGAUGAUAAAAGUACAGCUAAUGAUGAAACAGUUGUAAAAAAGAUACUAAAUAGUAUACGUGAUGGAGUUACAAAAGAGCAAUUAUUAUUAUGUAUGGAUAGAGUUCGUGCAGCAUGGAAAGCAAGAGAAAAGGGAUUACCUAUGCCAUCAUUUCCUAAAAGAACAUCAACAAGUAGUAUAUUAUCUGAUCAACAUUCUACUUCAACAACAAGUACACCUGUUGUUAAUGACUAUUUUCAUAACAGUUCAUUAAGAAAUAAUUCAAUUUCAGAGGAGACAAUAACAAUCAAAAGAAAGGCAUCCUCAGUUAAAAUAGAAGAAGAAGAAGAAGAACGAAAGAAAGUGAAAACUGCUAGUGUCAACGAAAUACCCGUAAUGAAUAAUAUACCUCAGCCACCAAAAAAGAACUCAUCAUCUAGUAUCCAUAACUUAUUAACCACCUCUGUUGAACCUUCCAUACAUCAUCUAUCGCGGCAAUCACAGCCUGUUCAUUUCAUUAAUUUCCAUGCAGAGAAUAGGCAAACAGCAAUGGGAGAUCAUGUCUUAAUUAUUCGUAGUGAAACUAAUAGUGAUCAGCAACACACUUUACGGACUGAUAAUAUGCCACAACCAGAGUUACCGAAGAGGAAGAAUAGUCAAAAAUCAAAACUUGAUUUUAUAUUAAAUUGAAAUACAAAAAAAAUAAAAAAUAAAAAAUAAAAUAAAAUACUGG
Messenger RNA from Cokeromyces recurvatus, 1837 nucleotides. RefSeq names its product mRNA capping enzyme, catalytic domain-containing protein. NCBI's taxonomy places the organism in Eukaryota, Fungi, Mucoromycota, Mucoromycetes, Mucorales, Mucoraceae. The transcript is spliced from 9 exons. Gene Ontology annotation, biological process: 7-methylguanosine mRNA capping. Gene Ontology annotation, molecular function: ATP binding; mRNA guanylyltransferase activity. The coding region runs from base 373 to 1794 and encodes 473 amino acids. The record is from RefSeq and is a predicted model, not a curated record.